GGGACGGGCGGCAGCAGUAGCAGCGGCGGCACCAGCGCAAGCACCAGCGUCAGGCGCAGGAUGGGGCUGGAGCUGUACCUGGACCUGCUCUCGCAGCCCUGCCGAGCGCUCUACAUCUUCGCCCGCAGCAACAACAUCCCCUUCGAGUUCAAGCAGGUGGAGCUGAUGAAGGGGGAGCACAAGACAGAGGAGUUCCAGAAGGUGAACCUGCUGAUGAAGGUGCCUGCCAUGAGGGAUGGUUCUUUCACCUUAGCAGAGAGCAUCGCAAUCCUCCUGUACAUGGUCCGGAAAUUCAAGACUCCUGAUCACUGGUACCCAUCUGACCUGCAGAAAAGGGCUAGGGUUGAUGAGUACCUGUCAUGGCAGCACGUCAACAUCCGUGGGAAGGGGAGCAAGCUGUUCUUAAUGAAGGUGCUGCUGCCCCUCCUCACAGGCCAGCCCCUUCCUCCAGAGAAACUGGAAGGUGCCACUGAGGAGCUGAACGUUGUCCUGAAGCAGUUUGAGGACAAGUUCUUGCAGGACAAGCCCUUCAUCGCAGGCAGCGAGAUCUCCCUGGCGGACCUCGUAGCACUGGUGGAGCUCAUGCAGCCCGUGUGUGCUGGCUACGACCUCUUUGAGGAGAGGCCGAAGUUGGCAGCGUGGCGCAGGCGGGUGGAAGAGGCGGUGGGGAAGCAGCUCUUCCAGGAAGCACACGAAGGGAUCUUGAACGCCAAGAACUUGACCGCUGAUAAGAUUGCACCUGAACUGAUGGAGAAUUUCAAGCAGCAGCUCCUAAAGCAGGCAGCCUGAAUCGGGGGGUUAUGCUCUCAGUAAACCGGAUUGUUCAGUGCAGACUUAGUGUAGUGUUUCAGCAUUUCUAAACAAUCCUACAGAAACACCAUUCACACAAUGCAUUCCAGUCACAGCCUUCCUGCAGCUUCAAAGAGCUCAGGCUGCAGCGAGCUUUCUCCUCUUGACCGCUGCGGGCUUUUCUUUCAGGCUCCAGCACCACUGGAUCUGCUUGAGGACAGAGGCGAUUCAGUCUGCUGGGAGCUGGGGCCAGUCAGAACUGCCCUUUCCAUUCCUGCUUUGAGUUUUCCAGGCCACAGCACCAUAGAAAGGGCAAAGGUUUCCUGGGGCUAUGGCAGAACAGAUCUGUCUGAAACAAGAAAAAUAACCAUAGAAAAUGGCUUUCACUUUGCCACACGCUCAGCUGCAAGAUGUUUGCUCUUUUAAAGAGGCAGGUCAGGACCUGACCUUUGAUGGGGACCCUGCCAGAGGUCCUGGAGCCACCAGAGAUUGCUGUGUCACCCAUGGCAGCAAAGGGACUCAGCACCUCAGCUGUGCAGGUACCCAAGUGAGGCCUCCAGCUUCCGGGAAUGAUGGGGUUAGACCUGUAAAUAGAGGUGCUUAACCACAGACUCCUGCAGUACCUUACAAAGAGCAGCCUGCACAGCUGAGAGAAGCUGCUGCCGAGCACAGUCUCCCUCUGCAAACCAUAUCAAGUGCUCUGUCCUUUCCCCACAGCGGCGUUGUCAUCCCGAUAGAUGCCAUCUAAGCCAGGCUCUCUCCACUGAUGAGCGCUGCCGAGGCUGUGCCAGCACUGGUGGCAGAGGGAGCUGUGCUGGCCAGCCCCAGGGUGAGCAGGGUGCCCAGUACAGGAGCUGAGUUACUCUCCUGUCAAGUCAGAUUCUCAGUGAAGUUGAUGGUUACACUCUCCACACAUUGUAGCUGGAUUGUGAUCAGGAAUGGGGAGGAAGCAUCCACUGAGUCAUCCUCCACACCUGGGCAGCCUCUCGCCCUUGUGUGUCCCUUUGUACCCUUCUGCCUUCCUGUCCUGCUGUCCCUGUGACCUUCCAUUUCCAGGUACAAGCCAUGAGGGUUCCAGCUUGCAGAGUUGGGGUUGGUUUUCCUCCUUGUUAAGCACUGGUUGUCCCUGGAAUUCCCUUUGUCUCUGCUGGCUGGUUACACCAUCCACAGAGGUGGCUGCACAGUACGCUGGGUGCGAGAUGUCAGUCAUCUUAAUGCAAGCCUGUGUGGCUGCUUUAGCAGCUGUAGGCAGGCAUUACAAGCUGGGGCUCAUGGUGCCUGUUUACGUUGUACUUUCAACCACCGCUUCCUCUGUAACUGCAGCUUACCGCAGUCCCCAGCUGGGCUGCUGCACCACUGGAAUCGCAGCGGUCCUUCCUCUCUGCCUCAGCCAAGCUGCCGAGCCCUGCUGCACUCUGCCCUUGGCACAUCUGUGCUUUGCCGAACCAGAUUCCUGACCUCCAGCUCUUCCCAUUCUUGUUGAGAGCAAACUUCCUGCCAGCAGAAUGAAUGCCUCGUACAGCUGUGCGAGUAGAAGCAGAGAAAUAAUCUGAGCCCAAUUCACUGAGUGCCCAUCUUGGCAAACCUCAAACUGGCCUUGGUAGCAGGGCCUUUCUCGAUACACAUCUCCCUCCAGAAUCUUGAGAGAGCUGCUGUGCGUGCAAAAGCACUGCAUGAGCCAAAGCACAUAAAAUGCCUUUUUUCUUCUCUAUGAUCCCUGUAGCACAGGAGCUCCAUGUAAGAGAAGGCUGAGCCAAUUUUCUGCUUGAUUAAUAAGGCACAAACUCUUUAAACAUCACCCACUGUCUGCUCCUGCAAGGACAGCUGCCAUGAACACCAAGCUGGAACCACAUUCUGAACUCACUGUCUGGUGCUUCUCUGCUGGCAGUGUCCCAGAGGAUGAACACACCUCGCUCCAGCGCGGUCAUGGUGACAGGAGGAGAUUUUAAACUGCUUUUCCCCUAGUGUUCCCCGUCUGCUCCAAGCCCACCUGAGCUGUAGGUUCACCAUCCUGAUGAAGCUGUGUGCGGUGACUGGUGCCAUUCUGGGCCCUGCUGUGCACGCAGAACAAAGCAUCCCCAGAUUAACUCUGUGGAUGACAAUAGAAUUGUACACAAAUCUGCCUUGCUGCCUUUUUCACCCUAAAUCAUGAAGCUAAAGCAUCUUAUCCUUGUCCUUUUCCUUUUGCCAACCCUCCAUCUCCUUCACUGUAUUCAUUUGUGCCAUUUGAUCUUGGCUGUUUCCAGCUCCCAUAGACCGGAAGCCCCAAGAGCUCCCUGCCAAACCCCAAUGAGCUGUGCAAGAGGUUUGCCUUGCCUCAGUGCAAUGUUUGUUUGGUGUCCACUCCCUUUCACUUGAGUAUGGAGAGUCACCUGCUUAAUGUGCUGUUCUGAUUCAAGUGCUUCAGUUCUGGGCAGGAGCUCUUUGGAAAUAGGUGAGAGUCUGCGCUUCCUAGAAUAAAAUGAAGCUGGGAUACACAAAAUGGGAGGAAUGUUUAAAAAAACAGCUAUGAAGUCUGUGACCUUUUCUAAAUGAUUAAAAUAAACUGCAAAACUUA
Molecule: messenger RNA, 3346 nt
Organism: Pezoporus flaviventris
Lineage: Eukaryota; Metazoa; Chordata; Aves; Psittaciformes; Psittacidae
Gene: GSTT2B
Product: glutathione S-transferase theta 2B
Exons: 5
Coding region: 61-789 (242 amino acids)
Biological process (GO): glutathione metabolic process
Cellular component (GO): cytoplasm
Molecular function (GO): glutathione transferase activity
Source: RefSeq, a predicted model, not a curated record